AGAUUCCUCUCGUUUGCAUUUCUCUCGCCUCCGCUCCGCUCCGAUUCGCGGUUUGUCCCUUUCCUCUCUGACGGCCUCAAUAUCUUGCCGUCCGGAGUGUUCAAUCACCCACCGGGCAAGGAUAUUUCCCAGCAAAAAUGCCCAAGAUUAAGACAAACCGUGUCAAGUAUCCGGAGGGAUGGGAGCUAAUUGAACCAACUCUCAGAGAAUUGCAAGCUAAGAUGAGAGAAGCUGAGAAUGAUCCACAUGAUGGUAAGAGAAAAUGUGAGACAUUGUGGCCUAUAUUCAAAAUAGCGCAUCAGAAGAGCCGCUAUAUCUUUGAUCUCUAUCAUCGAAGGAAGGAGAUAUCUAAAGAAUUGUUUGAAUUCUGUUUGGACCAAGGCUAUGCUGAUCGUAACUUAAUUGCAAAAUGGAAGAAGCCUGGUUAUGAACGUUUGUGUUGUCUAAGAUGCAUACAACCUCGAGAUCAUAAUUUUGCGACCACGUGCGUGUGCCGGGUUCCCAAGCAUCUAAGGGAGGAGAAGGUUAUCGAGUGUGUGCAUUGCGGUUGCAGGGGCUGUGCGAGUGGCGAUUGAGUGAGUUCUUCUCCUCUUAGUUUGUCUCUCUGAUUAUAACAACUACACACGCCUUGACACUCUGUUUAUACACUAGAGUUGUACUAAUUUGAACAUUUGCACUAUGUACUUGCUCUGUUCAUACUCAUUAGUCAUUGGGUUGCCAUUA
This is a messenger RNA of Cucurbita moschata (crookneck pumpkin), 723 nucleotides long. Its product is annotated as protein BUD31 homolog 2. The transcript has 4 exons. Gene Ontology annotation, cellular component: spliceosomal complex; nucleus. Bases 138 to 575 code for a protein of 145 amino acids. Gene Ontology annotation, biological process: mRNA splicing, via spliceosome. NCBI's taxonomy places the organism in Eukaryota, Viridiplantae, Streptophyta, Magnoliopsida, Cucurbitales, Cucurbitaceae. The record is from RefSeq and is a predicted model, not a curated record.